Corythoichthys intestinalis (scribbled pipefish) is the source of this 2860-nucleotide messenger RNA. RefSeq names its product polymerase (DNA directed), alpha 2 (gene pola2). Gene Ontology annotation, cellular component: alpha DNA polymerase:primase complex. The transcript has 18 exons. Gene Ontology annotation, biological process: DNA replication; DNA replication initiation. NCBI's taxonomy places the organism in Eukaryota, Metazoa, Chordata, Actinopteri, Syngnathiformes, Syngnathidae. Gene Ontology annotation, molecular function: DNA binding. The record is from RefSeq and is a predicted model, not a curated record. Bases 271 to 2082 code for a protein of 603 amino acids.
ACUUUAGAGGGCGACAAUGCGUCUGAUUCGCAGAGAAAAAAAAAAUACCGGAAAAGGAGGGAGCGCAAAGGCAAGCUUUCGCGGUAAAAUGAAAGUCUCCUUCGAAUGUUGACCGAAAACGAAUAGCGUCUGGGCCCAGAACACAAUUGAAGGAUUUAUUCAUAAGCAUAUUUCUUAAGGUCGGACCCCUGGUAUGACGUCCGAGUCUGGAACUGCUAACCGCUAAAGUAUUACCACAAAGAAUUGCGUUCGGUGCUGUUUGAACUAACAAUGUCUCCGACGGUAACCACAGAAAACUUGAAGUCUGAACUUGAAAUGUUCUGCAUAUCUUGUGAAGAUGACUCUGCAUUAGAAAAAAUGGUGGAACAAUGUCUUUGUAACGCAAUCAAUGCAGACAAAUGGGUUUUAGAAUGGGUUGCAUAUAGUACCACAAAAAAUGGACUGGCAAUCUCUGUGGACACUCUGGAACAAUUUGAACACGAGGUGUUAAAUAAGAGGCAUAAAUCAAAGCAUAGCUCCAAAACAGAAGAGCGACACAGACCCAGGGACAUUCACACAAUACAGGAAAUCUUCAGAAUAAAAGCAGAAGAAGAGGAAGAUAAUCUACUGGACUGCUAUACUACUCCUUCAAAAGGCUCCCAGAAACGAGUGCUGACCACACCAGAAAACCCUUACUCAAAGAGGAGCUCAGCCUUGUUGGCCAGUCCUGGCGUCCUGUUGUCUCCUGCCUGCUUUUCUCCCUGUCCAACUUCUUCACAGAAGUAUAGUCAACGUGGCGGGAAAGGAGAGGUGGUGGUUUCGUUUGGGGCAGUGCAGGGUACACGUUGGGCUGGGAGGAAAGCUCCCAGUGCGGAGUUACAAUUGGAGCUACUGGAAGGGCCUGAGGAUUCCCUCCGCAGCAGUUACAAGUACAUGUUCCAGAGACUGCGAGACAUUCGCAAUGUGUUGACAGACAAGAUUGAGAUGCUCGGAGAAGACCUUAGGUCUCACUACAACAUUGAGGAGUUUUCCCCUGCUUCACUGCCAGCACAGGACAGUGUGUCAGUUUUGGGCCAGGUGUGUUGUGACAGUAAUGGCAAAUUGAACGCGCAGUCUGUUUUGUUGGAAGCGGGACAAGAGCAAGGUGGUCAGCAAGUACGUGUGGACCUGUCAGAGCUCCAGCAGUACUCACUGUUUCCUGGCCAGGUGGUGGCAAUGGAAGGGAUGAACACAACCGGAGGGAAAUUGAUGGUUUCUAAACUCUACGAGGGUAUCCCACUUCCCUUCUAUUCAUCAGAAGCUAAAAUGGACUCAGAUGAAGAGCCGGUCAACGUGCUAGUGGCUUGUGGGCCUUAUACUCCAUCUGACAGCCUGAACUUUGAACCUCUCCUGGACUUGAUUCAUGUCAUUGGAAGGGAUCGUCCUGAUGUGUGCAUACUGCUUGGUCCUUUUGUCGAUUCUAAACAUGAAGAAAUUGCGAAAUCCCAGGUGACUGAGCCGUUUGAAGCUAUUUUUGCUAGAUGCAUUGAAAGCAUCUUGGAAGGCACAAAAUCCGUAGGCUGUCGCCUAGUGUUUGUUCCGUCCCAGAGAGACAUCCACCAUCAUUACAUAUAUCCACAGCCACCUUUCACACUGCCAAGCCUCUGCAAGAACCCACGAGUGACUUUGGUUCCUGACCCCUGCACUGUGCUGAUUAACGGUGUGACGUUUGGCAUAACCUCCACUGAUAUCCUUCUACACUUGGGGGCGGAGGAGAUCAGCAGUGGCACUGGCUCAGACAGAUUUUCUCGCCUUCUGAAGCACAUACUGACACAGAGAAGCUACUAUCCACUGUACCCACCCGUUGAGGAUGUGAACAUGGACUAUGAGAAGUUCCAGAGCUUUGGUCAGAUGCCACUCACACCAGACAUUCUCAUCAUUCCAUCUGAGCUACGCUACUUAGUCAAGGAUAUAAUUGGCUGUGUAUGUGUUAAUCCCGGACGCCUGACCAAAGGCCAGGUGGGUGGCACUUACGGACGGCUACUCAUUCAGCGUGCCGCCUCAGUAGACGAAGACGAGAAAAGCAUCCACCAUUGUUUGGCAGCUCAGGUGGUAAAGAUUUAACCAAAAGAAGGACUAAUACAAAUGUACUUAAUGGAGACCAAUUUUGAACCAACCGGCUCUUGAUAUCGCAGUCUUGUGGCCCACUAAGUAUAUUGCAUCAACUAGUUCAUUUUUUUAAAUAAUUGCGUUCGAAUUGUUAUAUUUACAAAUCAUUUGGUUACAUCCACAAAAUCUAUGAUGACUCUACCCAGAAAUCAGUAAUAAAUACACAGGCCUGAGAAGGGGAGGCAAGGUGCUUAGAACUUGUAUACUGUAAUUGUCAUAGAAUAGCUUGACAAGAAUCAAACUAUGACACAUAUUUCAAAACGGGGUGUUAGUUGGCAUCCACGUUUUUUAAUGGUACUUAUUUGAUUUAUUACAUAAGUACUAACACCCCCUCCCCAUGAGAAACCCAUUGUCCAAUCAGCAUGUUCAUUAGGUGAAAGAAGUUCACCUAUCCACUUUAAGUUCCAAAUGCAACAUGGUUCCCAAUGAACAUAAGAAUUCCAGAUCUCUGACAAAAAAAAUAACAAUUCUGUGUAAAUAUAAACAUAUCCUAUAGCAACAACAAAAUAUAAUAGCACAUACAUAGUAUGUGUGCUCCCUGUAGUAUGAGAUGGGUGGAAUACAAAAACAUAUAUGUAAUCGUAUCUAAUGGUAAUUAAUCAUAAAAAUGGUCAUCAGAGUCACUUUGCUGAUCCAGUUGUGGUCCCGCUUGGAAUAUUGCCAUGUUGCUUAUAACUGGAAAAUAAACAAAACCUGAAUAAACAUCCACAAAGUCCCAUAAGUUUGAAUUUUU